Messenger RNA from Komagataella phaffii GS115, 1863 nucleotides. Its product is annotated as Subunit of the telomeric Ku complex (Yku70p-Yku80p). Bases 1 to 1863 code for a protein of 620 amino acids. Gene Ontology annotation, cellular component: Ku70:Ku80 complex; nucleus. NCBI's taxonomy places the organism in Eukaryota, Fungi, Ascomycota, Pichiomycetes, Pichiales, Pichiaceae. The transcript has a single exon. Gene Ontology annotation, biological process: cellular response to X-ray; cellular response to gamma radiation; telomere maintenance. The record is from RefSeq and is a predicted model, not a curated record. Gene Ontology annotation, molecular function: DNA helicase activity; double-stranded DNA binding; damaged DNA binding.
AUGAGUGUUGUCAGCAAGCAAUACGACAUCCACGAAGGCAUUAUCUUUGUAAUUGAAUUGACCCCGGAGCUUCACGCGCCGGCUUCAGAAGGGAAAUCUCAGCUCCAGAUCAUCUUAGAGAAUGUCAGUGAGGUUAUUUCUGAGCUAAUCAUUACCUUGCCCGGUACAGGAAUAGGGUGUUACCUUAUUAAUUACGACGGUGGUCAAAACGACGAAAUUUACCCCAUUUUUGAGUUACAAGACCUGAAUUUGGAAAUGAUGAAACAAUUGUACCAAGUCUUGGAGGACCAUGUAAGUGGGCUUAAUCCUCUCGAGAAGCAAUUCCCAAUUGAACACAGUAAACCGUUAUCAGCCACUCUGUUCUUUCACUUAAGGUCUCUUUUUUACAUGGCGAAGACUCAUAAGCGUACUGGAAGACAUUACAACUUGAAAAAGAUUUUCUUGUUCACUAAUAACGAUAAACCUUACAAUGGAAACUCUCAGCUGAGAGUUCCCUUGAAGAAAACCCUGGCUGAUUACAAUGACGUAGACAUUACUUUGAUUCCGUUUCUUCUGAACAAGCCUUCAGGUGUCAAGUUUGACAAGACGGAAUACUCAGAAAUUUUGUUCUAUGAUAAAGAUGCUUGUUCGAUGUCAAUUGAGGAGAUCCGCCAACGAAUUUCUAGACAUAAGGAGAUCAAGCGGGUUUACUUCACCUGUCCUUUGAAAAUCGCAAAUAACUUGUGCAUUUCUGUGAAAGGUUAUUCUAUGUUUUAUCAUGAAACUCCAAGGAAGAUCAAAUUUGUCGUCAAUGAGGGUUCAACUUUCAAAGAUGUGGAGACAAAAUCUCAGUUUGUCGAUCCAACAUCCGGAAAAGAGUUUUCCAGUGAACAGCUGAUCAAAGCAUAUCCUCUAGGUGCCGAUGCUUACAUUCCUUUAAACUCAGAGCAAGUCAAAACAAUAAAUCGAUUUAAUGAUAUCAUCAAUAUCCCCUCUUUGGAAAUUCUAGGUUUCAGGGAUAUAUCUAAUUGGUUGCCACAGUAUCAGUUUGGCAAAGCAUCGUUUUUAUCCCCUAAUAACUAUGGUGAUUUUACACAUUCGCAGAGAACAUUUAGUUGUCUUUUACAAUCCAUGACCAAAAAAUCCAAGUUUGCAGUACUUUUUGGUACUUUGAAGAACAAUGCGGCUCCAAGGUUGUUUGGCAUGAUUCCCUCUACGUUACCUCAAUACGAAAGUUGUAAUCUUCCCCAAGGGUUCUUCCUGAUAAAGCUCCCGUAUCUGGAUGAUGUACGCCAGCUGCCACCCAAAAUUGCCCCGGUCGAUGCUGAUUUGGAUGUAUUAGUUUCACUUUUCAGCAACCUGGUCGGAAAGAUCCACAUCAAGAAUGGAUACCAACCCCAAGAGUAUGAAAAUCCUUCCCUACAAUGGCACUUCAAAAUGUUACGUGACGAUUACCUUCAAUUGGAACACGAUAUCGACAUCAGUGACCCCCUUGAGAAACAAAAGUACAUAAACAGCCUCGAUGAGACAAAAACCAAGAUCAUGAAACUACGGGACUAUGUCAAGGAAACUGCCGAUGAUGACGACCCUUCACGGCUUGCCAACACUCUCAAAGAGCUCAACCAAGAGCUGAACAAAAUUUCCAACUUUGAUAUCAUCGCCAAUAAGAAGCCAAAGACCCCCACGACAGUAGACCCUGUUCCUACUGAUGAUGACAUCAUCAACGCCUGGAAGGCAGGAACUCUGAACGGUUUCAAGGUGGAUCAAUUACGAAAAUACGUAAGGUCACGAAACAACUUUCUGGAGACGGCCUCCAAAAAGGCAGAUCUCAUCGCCAACAUUGACAAGUACUUUCAGCAGAAGUUCAAAGAGACUAAGGCCUGA